Messenger RNA from Colius striatus (speckled mousebird), 3586 nucleotides. RefSeq names its product UDP-GlcNAc:betaGal beta-1,3-N-acetylglucosaminyltransferase 9 (gene B3GNT9). Lineage: Eukaryota; Metazoa; Chordata; Aves; Coliiformes; Coliidae. The transcript is spliced from 3 exons. Gene Ontology annotation, cellular component: membrane. The coding region runs from base 299 to 1546 and encodes 415 amino acids. The record is from RefSeq and is a predicted model, not a curated record. Gene Ontology annotation, molecular function: hexosyltransferase activity.
UUCCCAGGCGCUCCAGAGGCCGGCGUGUGCGGACGGAGCCCGGCGGGGCCCCGAGGCGGCCGCAGCCCGGCCGGGAGCGCGGGGACGCUUCGCCCGCAGCUCGGGGAAUGUGUGGCACUAAGCGCCUGCGGCUGUGCCUGCUGGCGGCCCGGGCACCGAGGGGACGCAGGAGCGGCGCCGUGAGCCGGGCUUUGAAUGAGACAUGAAAUGAGACAGGAAAUCUCCAGGACAAGUAUGGACAUUGGUGCCAGGCUGCUCAGACACAGCGUUUAACAGCCCCAGAAACAGCAGAGAGACAAUGAGAGUCCGUCUCAAAGGGGAUGUGAUCUGUACCCUCCUCCUGCUGGUAGCACUUUGCUCUUUACUCUACUCCCAGUUGGAACACUUAGUGCCUGUGGGAAACAAGGAGCUGCCACAGCAGAAGCCUUCAGUAGCACCAAAAGCACUCUCUGACCCCAGAGCAGCUUGGAGAGCAAUGCCAGCAGAGGCAACGGUGCCCAGACCCCGGGUAACUCCUGUCAUUAGAAGGACAGAAGUGGCCAAAAAGAGGGUCCAAACUACAACUCCCCCAGCACUGACUGAUUCUGCCUUCAACUUCAAGCACUAUCUCCUAAACAAGGACAACAGGAACUUCAAGCUCCUUGUUAACCAGCCCAGGAAAUGCAGGAGGACACCUGGAGGUCCCUUUCUGCUCGUUGCUAUCAAAUCAGUAAUUGAAGACUUUGACAGACGUGAAAUUGUCCGGAAAACCUGGGGCAGGGAGGGUGUGGUGAACGGGGAGCAGAUCCAGCGAGUGUUCCUCCUGGGAACACCAAAGAACAGGACAGUGCUGGCAACAUGGGAGACCCUGAUCCACCAGGAGAGUCAGACAUACAGGGACAUCUUGCUCUGGGACUUCAUGGACACUUUCUUCAACCUGACCCUGAAGGAGAUCCACUUCCUGAGCUGGGCAGCCGAGUUCUGCCACAACGUCAAGUUCAUUUUUAAAGGCGACACCGAUGUCUUUGUCAACGUGGAGAACAUUGUUGACUUCCUUGAGAGACACAACCCCUCUGAGGAUCUCUUUGUUGGGGACAUCAUCUACAACGCCCGCCCCAUCCGAGUCCGCAAGAGCAAAUACUACAUCCCUGAGACCAUGUAUGGCCUGAGUAUGUACCCAGCCUACGCAGGAGGAGGAGGGUUUUUGCUGUCCAGCUGUACCAUGAAGAAGCUCUCCAGGGCUUGCAGAGAGGUGGAACUCUUCCCCAUCGAUGAUGUCUUUUUGGGCAUGUGCUUACAGAGGAUUAACCUCAAACCUAUUUUGCACGAAGGAUUCAAGACCUUUGGCAUUGUCAAGCCUUCUGCUGCCCCACACCUACAGACAUUUGACCCUUGCUUUUACAAAGAUCUCAUGGUAGUUCACAGUCUGAAAGUUGCUGAGAUCUGGCUGAUGUGGAACCUGCUCCACAGCCCACGUCUUUCCUGCACUCAGAAGAAACAAGUGAAGAAACCUUUCCAAUGGAAAAGGAAAGCUCAAACAACACCCCAGGCCUCCCCCCUUGGAUAACACAGGCAGACUGCAACAGAAACACACAGCAAGCCAUGUAAGAAAGGGAACUUGGAACUGGUGCAACCAAAUGAACCAAUUGCAGAAGUGUUUUAGCACAUCUUAAGAGAUGGUGACAAACUAUUGCAGGAAUGGGCCAAAACUCCAGGCUUGCACACACACAUACUGUGUAGGUCCAUUAGUGCAUCCAAAUAAUCAUUAACAGUAUAUUUAAUUUAUUGUUAUUUAUUAGAGUUACAGCAGUGCUCAGUGGCCCAGUGUGUAAAAAGCACAUUGCAAAAUCCAAUCCUUGCAGAUUCUACAUAGCUGUUACUAAUGGGAGAAAGGAAAGAAGAUCUAGAGGCUGAGAAAUGACACAGGGAUCGUUACCAGCUUUUUACCUUGACCUGGACACAUUGAGAAAUGACCAAACUACACAGUAACUAGAAUAAAUGAAGUCACUUUUAGUGUAUGCUCAAAUGAAAUCACUACUGCCAGGAUGGCUUUCUGUAGACCUUGUAAGAAGAGAGGAGCAGCUAAUAGCUAUCGAAAUGAGGUUCUAUAUGGGGUAGAUAGGGUGGCCUACAGGAAAAAAAAAGGGCAUGCUGAGGCUGGCUGAGAAAAAGAUAGGCAAGCAGACAAGUGGGAAUGGGCAGCCUUCUGAAGAGCCUUAAAAAGAAGGACAAGACGACCUUGGAAGUUGAUCCUUCUGAGUCUUGAUUUUGCUCUUGUAGCAACAUCUGAGUUCAAGUAUCUGCCCCACUGACACACUCAGCACUCAGGGGACCAGUUUCUGGCAAUUCCACGAGCUCAGGCUCUACACUGUACUGGCUGGCACUCAGUGAAAACCUCAGAGUCAUCCGACAGGAUCUGAUCUCUCUCACUGUCUUAUCCAGCUCUUCAGAAGGAUUGCAUCUGGAGAGAUCCUUUGACCUUCACUUGUGGGGGUAAAACCACGCAUUUUUGCUGCUUACAUCACAUUUGGGAGCUUCUUCAAACCCAAGGAAAUGUUGUCCAUGGCCUGGUUGCUGCAGACCUUGGUGCUCUUCCCUGGCACACAGCCAACUGCAGCCAGCAGCUGAGAUUUCUCAUAUUGCUGCAGAUGUCACGUGAAGGGAGCAAGCAAAAGGGCUUCAGAAUAAAAGCCUUCUGAAAUUCCCUGCAAGAAGGUAAAAGCACAGGGCAACCUGUCUGCUGGGCUUCCUAAGUAUUUAAAGCAUCAGAUGUGAACAGAGGAUUGCUUGUCUUUCAAAGAACAGUUGACAGUUUGAAGCAUUUUGGGUGUUUCUUACAGCAGCAGAUUAUCUUAAAAGAACAUUCUUUUCAUGGACAUCAAAGAGAAAGUCAAUUCCUCUAAAACUAGGGUUAAAAAGCUAUGAAAUUCAUUAGGCAGAGACUGAAUUCAUCUCUGGUAAUGUGUUUGUCAACUCCUUUGCAAUUUCCCCCCCCGACCUCCUCAACAAAUGUUCAGUCCAUCAGGACCCACCCCAUGCCAUGUCUCUUCAGAAGGACACAUACACACAGCUUCAAAGGAAACUACAGUCAGUCCUAAGUGCUCAGGAAGCUGCUUUCCCUUGAAGAGAGCCUGCAGCACAGCUGUUUCUUUCUGGAUAGAACCUGCCUGCCACUCAGCAGCAGUCUGGGCUCAGUGUUUGCAUUAACCAUGCAGUUACCCCGAGGAAAGCAAGUUGGUCACAUCAAUUGAUAAGCCAUUAACAACGGUCUUACACAUCAUCUUCAUCACAAGAGUUUAAGCCUCACAAUAAUGUAUUUCCAAGGAAAUGUCAGCUAUACAGAAAUUAAAGUGACCAUAUGUUGAUCUGGGAUAUUUUCAGGAUUCAAUCCUGAAAUAAAAAUGCUGGUGGGAGCUUUACAAGGGGCUCUGUAGGGUGUGGAAACAAGCCAGAGCCUCGGUGGUGGGAGAAAACCAGUUCCAGCCCCAUCUGCUACCACUUGUAGUACUUAUGCAUUUAGGAGCUUGUACAGAAAUGUAUUACCUGGGAUUAGUUUACAGUUUGGGAAGUUAUUUACACCAUAAUUAAAAGCCAGCAUGCAGACGUG